This is a messenger RNA of Moesziomyces aphidis, 591 nucleotides long. The record is from the annotation of a GenBank genome assembly. NCBI's taxonomy places the organism in Eukaryota, Fungi, Basidiomycota, Ustilaginomycetes, Ustilaginales, Ustilaginaceae.
AUGCUCUUUCUUGUGUUGCUGAUGGUGUCGCUGUGGGGGGGAUCGGCUUUGCCCGUCGACACGACCCAGCCGGAAGUGUACUCGCCCGUGCAGCUGUCGCAGUACUGCAAUGCGGCGGACAACUACUGCUACUACGUCGACCAGAUCCAUCCAGGCACCGUCCGUGCCUCGCCCUACACCGCCACCGACGAACAGGGACAAUUUUUGCUUCGACGCGAUGCCUACCUCCAACAUCCGUACCGAGUCUGCUUCGGCGGAUGCUGUAUCCUGCUCGACUUUACCACGCAGCCCGGAUGUGUGCAUAUGCAGUACGUCGCGCGUAAGAGUGGUCAGAGCGGUCAUUUGUUGGCCAGAUUCGCAAACCAGCCGCAAAAAGUGCUCGGCCCAAGAAGCUUUAUGCCAAAGCACCUUGUCGCUUGUCCUCAAGAUGGAUUGCCCGUACCCUACGCUGUGAUCGCAGCUAGAGGUGGAAACACCACCAUCACGGGCCAAGAGGAACGAAAGCUUCAAAUCGAUCCAGUACAGGAAAAGACGCACACCAACAAGCCAGAUUUCUUCGACGACGUCACGGUCCAGCUCAUCAACACCUAG